This is a messenger RNA of Pseudophryne corroboree (corroboree frog), 9414 nucleotides long. Its product is annotated as spectrin beta chain, non-erythrocytic 5-like. Gene Ontology annotation, biological process: actin cytoskeleton organization; muscle cell development. The record is from RefSeq and is a predicted model, not a curated record. The transcript has 31 exons. Bases 482 to 6289 code for a protein of 1935 amino acids. Lineage: Eukaryota; Metazoa; Chordata; Amphibia; Anura; Myobatrachidae. Gene Ontology annotation, cellular component: cell projection; cell junction; Z disc. Gene Ontology annotation, molecular function: phospholipid binding; actin filament binding.
AUAGAAGGGUUAACUUGCCGCUUAAGAGGAGGUAACAGCUGCUCUCAGCCCCCAGCACAGCUGCUCUCCCCCGUCAGCCAUCACACGGGCCAGGGCCGGGGUAUAUAGAGCCAGGUGGUCGGAUGGACAUCUGAGUGUUGGAGAACAGCCACACGUGGGACGCUCUCCCUGUCACAAGGGACCGCUGCCCGUCUCCCCCCAGCCGCCCCCGCACUAUGCCCGCCCCGCUCCUCCUGCUCCGCACCGUGCUGCUCCGGGCUCUGGGCAGUAGAGCGGCCGCGUCCGGCGCUCGGCAGCUCAGGAAGGGGGCUCGCUGGGCCGGGUCCCGCCUCUCCAUCCUGCUCCAGCGGCUCUGGGACUGGCUGACAUCCGAGGAGUUCCGGCAAUCCGUGCUGAGCUGCGUGCUGUGCCUGAUGCGCCUGGCCCGAAAGGACUCCGUGAGGACCAACCCUGUGAGUUCCAGCUGAGGAACGUACCGAGAAUGUCUCAGAGUAUGAUGAGAAAAGCGCAGCCAUUCACCAUCGGCACAAGACUCUCGACACCAAAAUGUCCAGACUUACCUACCUGCGGGCCUGGUGCUGAAGCCUUGGACGGCGCCUCUAUGUCCCAGAACCUCAGUGACCGUGUGUCUCAUUACUUGGCCCAGGCCAAUUCAUCUCCCUGUAGAUUCUCACCGCCUCAGAGGCGGGCUGUCUACUCUGCUGGUUCCAUGGAUGAUAAUAAUAGUUCUCUAGCACGUUCCAUCAAGAAGAUUACACUCUCCAGACACAAGGAUGCCACUUACAGAGAGGGGACUAUGAGACUGAGCCCCAGGGUGCUAGCCAAAAACUCACAUGGGAACUUCAAUAACAAUAACAGUCGGGGAUUAAGACAUUUUUCUCCAGAUGCCAUUGAGAUCCCAUGUGACUGGAGCGUGAGAAAUCCAUGGAGCGUCAGCACAGUGGAAUGUAAUGCCCCAGCUACCACUUAUGCCAAGUGUCCAGGAAUUCUCCAUGAUUCCACCCAGGGUAACAGUGUGAAGACUGCUCCCACUAGUGGAAAUGUUCCUACCACGAGAAGACCAUCUCUGGAGACUGACUCUGCCAUUGCGCAGCUCAGCCUGGAUAUAAAACAGGCAGAGAUCUGGGUCCGUGGAAAACUCCAGGACCUGAGUGACCAGUGUGAUAUCUUCCCCCUGCAGGACUGGGACCGCAGGGCGCUGUCUAUACAGGGGGACAUUUCCGACUUUGAGAGCACAAUCAUGAAGCUGAGCCAGAUGGGAGAACGCCUCUCCAGGAGUCAGACCUCCAAUGCCGCUUCUAUCCGCACACAGCUCCAGGCGCUGAAGGACCAAUGGCAGCUGCUGAAACUAACAGCCACCAAUCAGAACAGAGCGGCCGGUGGAGCUAAAGCUUUGCUUGAGUUCAAUAAGAAAGCAGAUGAGCUGGAGAUAUGGAUGAGAGAGAAGGAAGAGAACCCCCCACUCAGCGUUCUCCUGGAUGAGAAUUUUGACAAAAUGCAAUUAACUCGUCGAAUCUUGGAUCUAAAACAGGAUCAGCUGUAUUACCGCAACCUUCAGGAAAACAUCAAUGGCCUGGCCCAGAAGCUGGAGAAACAAGGACGGGCAGAGAGCAAAGGGACCUCCAACAGGAGGAAGCACCUCAAUAGGAUGUGGCUGAGACUGCAGACCUCUCUAGAAGAGCAUCAUCAGAGUCUGCAGCUGGCUCUGGAAGCUGCAACGUUGUGGCAACAGGCAGACGCCAUCCUGAGGGCUAUGGAGGAGAAGAGGAGUUCUGCCACGGUGAGGAAUGGAGGAUGCGGGGACCAGGAUCUGAGGGACAUUGCCAGCCAGAUAAUGGUGCUGGACAUCACAGUGUCCCAGGUGUGCAGUCUCCAUCCUGUCCUGGCUUCCAAAGCUUUGCACAAGCAACGUCGGGUGAAGGAAAGCUGGACCCAGCUACAGCAAACAGUCAGGAAAGAGAGGUCCUCACGGGUCACUUUCACCAGAGAGCCUGGUUCCUCUGUGACCACAGUGUCAGAGGAUCAGAGCAGCGUGGGAAAUCAGGCACAAAGGAUCCUGGGAUGUCAGGAAGCGGAGACAAACAACAGGGACUAUAAUAUACAAAACCCACUAAAUUCUCCUCCAGAGGCUCAAACUGAAAAGGAGAUCAUCUGCGUGAUUCCACUUGAGUCCAAGAGACAGGACAGUUCACUGACAGACAGAGAACAGACCCAGGGCCCUCACAAUGGCCUUCUGCAACGCCCGCCAUCUUCGAGUAAGACUGAGGCCGACCAUCUUCUCAAUGAGUUGAGCUCCACAACGCAGUGGCUGCAGAGUGUGGAGCUCCUCCUGUCCGAGCCAACCGCCAUGCGCAGUCCCGAGUUAGUCCGCAGGGACUUGAGGCAGGUGUCCAUCUUGGAGAAAGAGGUGAAGUCACGAGGUCCUGCCCUGCAUUGUCUUGGGGGAAAAGCAAGGAGGCUGAGGGUGCCUGAUUGGACUGUGAGUGAGGAAACGCAAGUCAAGGUUCUGGAGGUUGAAGAAAGGUUUCAGAUAGUACAAGAGGCUCUCCAGCGCCGCGCCUCAGAUCUAAGAGACACCUUGGUGCUGUCUGAGUUUAUGAAGGUUGUACAAAUGGAGGAAGAGAGGAAGAAAAAGGAAAUGCCGGCAGAUGGAGGGUCUGGGAGAGGAGAGUACGGUUCCUGCUGUGUUGCGUCGGGAAGGACAGAGAGAUUUACCCCAUUGGAGGAUCUGCAAGAAGCGGUGGAAAUGUUGAAUGAUGCAGUGAAGGAGAGAGAAAGAGCAGUGGCUGCCUCCAAAGAGAUGACAGACCUGGAGAGUAGGCUGUUGGCGCUGUCCAAAAUGAUCGCAUCGGUACGUUCCAGGCUCCAAGAUGUCGGGAGACAGGUAGAGGCGGCAGAGCAAGGUUUUACUGCCGUGAAGAAACAGACGGAUCUGAGGGACGUGCAGGAAAUGUUUAUUCAACAGCAACAAAUUGAGAUGGACAUGUUUGGAGCCAUUAGUGAAGAGCUGAGGAAGCUGGAUGAGGGGAGGGGCAGAUUGCAGGAGCUGUGCCCUACCAGGAGCGAGACUGUGGACAGCAGUAUUGAGGAAAUCCUGCAGGCUUGCUCCCAUCUGCAAGGCCGCAUCCAGGAGAAUGAGGCCAGGUUACAGAGAACAGCCCGGCUCCGAGAGUUCUUCCUCAGCUACCUAGGCAUGAUAUCCUGGACAGAAGAUAUGAGGUCUCAGGUACUGUCAGAAAGUCCCGGAGACAGACUUGUCCCCGGUCGGAGAGAGGAGCUGGAGAAGAGCAUUGAGGAGAAGCUGAAAGAGUUUGAAGUGCUUGCGGGUAUUGGGUGGAAGCUGAUAGGAGAAGAUCAUCGUCUUUCUCAAAUGAUCAAGGAGCGUCUGGAAGAAUUACAGGGAAUGCUGAGCUGGGUGCUGAUGCGGUGGCGUUGCCAGAAACAACAAAGAGGAAACAAAGCUCAAAGACUAAAGACAACUGAUGUUCUAGAAGCCACCAAGGUGCCCAAGGAUGAACUGCGCCACACAGACAGGUCUAUCGCAGCAGAAGCUAUUCAGUGCCCAAAGGAUGAGGACAUCACGCAAACAUCUUCACUUCCCAGGGGCCCACCACUCCGCAGAUACAGGAAGAAGGCACUUAGUCCCAUGUUUUUCCAACACCCACUCUUGGACAGCCUGGAUAUGGAGACGGAGGAUGGUGCGGAGCUGCAGGAAGACAGCCCAAGGAAGCGGGUAGAUGGGCCCUUGUGGCUAGAGCCCAAAGUACUCCCAAGACGAUCAGAGACCCCAGAACCGGAGGAGGAGCCACUUAUGGUAAGCACCUAUUUGAACGUGAAAGACAGUGAAAGAUACAACACAUGCCAACACAUGACAGUGCCACGACUUUCCAGAAAAAAUCGAUCAUCAGAGCAGUAUUCUUUAAUUCCUUCCUGUGGCUCUCCUUCCAACUCCUUUCCUAAAAUUAGAUCCCACUGUUUCAAGAGUUUAAAAAGAAAGGAAAAGGCCCAAAGGCUGACAGUUCAAGGGAUUAUGGAGGUUUUCUCAGACAGGAAAGUCAACACCAAAGAAUCCAUCAAGUAUCAAACUUCUACCUGGCCUCCGAAACUGACAAAGAAGGCUCAAGUCCUUGGACCACAUCCAAAUGUUGAAACAUUACGGAAUUAUGUGAAGAACCCUCUUACAAAGCACAUUGAUGCUGAGUGCCUUGUGUCUGGGUCAGUUUUAAUGAAGACUGAAGUGAACCGCUCUAAUCCUGACAUACCAACAACUAAUCUCAGUUGUCAACGUCUGACCUUAGGUUCUGUUUUGACCCUGAAGCUCACCAAGGAAUUAAAUCUCUUGGAUAACAACCAAGCAAUGAUUACAGUAGAAUCCAAAGAUGGCACUGAAUUUAACAAUGUUUCGUAUUCUGGGGGCGAAGAUGAGUCACGAGGUAAAGUCAAAGAGCCAGUGAAAGACAAAGAUCAGCGCAACAUCACCAUAAAAGACGCCCAAUCAUCAGGUUCUACAUCAUGGAUUGAAGCCUUAGCAAGUAGUUCUGGAUAUUGCAGGCAGAACAUACAUGGGUAUGGGAAGUCUACAGACAGUCUACAGACUUGGGCAUUAGAAGACAUGAGUGAUGACUUUAUCAACUUUGAGAUAGACAGACUUUCCCCUAUUGUCUUACAGAACCUUGGGCCUGAGUGGGCAAGACGGAGAGCUUCCUUAAAUUCGUCUGAAACACAAGAUGUCAUUUUAGCAAACGUUAAUGUCUCAGAUUCCCAGCACAUCAAUCAGAGUAAAACUGGCAUCUAUCCAUCAUCCAUCUGCCACGAGACAGGACAAAAGGUUCAUGGUGUAGAGACAUAUACUGACAAUAAACAGAAGCAUGAACAACUCAGGUCAAAUUGUUCCUCUCUAAAUUUCCUCAAUAUGACUGUUACAACAUCCAGCCCAGUACACGAGGCCCUUCCUGAAAGCAGGUCUUUCUAUAAAGCCAACCCUGGUCCUUUAGCUGAGGUCCUCCAUCCAGACCAUGAAUUUCUAGAACAUGAUGAUGAAGAGCUAGAAAGUAUUUGGAAUAAUGCUAGAAAGGAUCAUUUAGGAUGCCCUGCACAGUUCUCUCACAAUGCAUCACUCAAAGAGACUGGGAAAGGCAACCUGCCUCUCUUGAAACGCCCUGAGCCAUGUGGGCAAGUGGUAAUGAGUGCAGAACCGAACCUGCUGGUGGCCACGUUUACACUCCCCAGCUCUGCAGUUUUAGCUGCAGGUUCAGUUAGGGAGAAGGGCCCAGAUCAUGGGGAAGAGAUCAGCUUUGGCCAAAGUAGCAGUAUUGUAGCUGCCUGUGUGGACAAUUAUCUGAAAGGAGGUAGUGAGAACAGAUCAGUGAAGGGUUCACUUAUUAGUCCAAAACUUGAGACUCCAGAGGAGGAAACUGACACAUCCUCAUCCAUGGUGACCUGGAAAUUGGAUUUUCAGUUGAUGGAAGGUCCCCUGGAGAAGAAGCCCAUCCUGCAACCAGGAGGCAAGAAGGCAUCCUGCCGCACAUGGGGUGUAUUCUACGCCGUGCUGGUCAGGAGGACUCUCUGCUUCUACCAUGACCGCAAACAUUCCACGAAGAGUUUUGUUUCUUCUACCCCCUUGAACCUCACGGGAGCCGUGUGCACCCAAGAAUCAGAUUAUGCUAAGAGAAGUAACUGCUUCAGGCUACGAUUAAAGGAUGGCUCCGAGUAUCUGUUCCGGGCCCCAACCUCUGAACUACUCCAGGAGUGGGUGUCAAAGGUUUGCCAUAAUUCAGGGCUGGAGGACACAGAUCUGCUUGGGAAUUCAGUGCUGGGCACAAAUCUGACUCCCUGUCACGUGUCUCGAGAUGAUCCUUUAAGUCCCUGGAAGACAAACCUGUGCCGCCCUAUACCUGUGCAGGGCAGAGAUAUGGUGGACCAGCCACGUCAGAAGGAGCCACAGAAUGUACAAGCAGACGACUGCAGAUCUAGAACUGGUCCUCAGCUGCCAAGCAGAUUCUAUGUGCCUGAGAACAUUGGUCCAGAGCAUGACAGUAACUUAACAACAUACAGGAGGCGGUCCCAGUCAUUCAGCUCAGUUAUGUAUCAAAAGGUCACCUCAUUUACCAACCCCCAGGAGAUCUCUCCAAGCUACUCAGUGACCCUAUACAUUGAUGAACCUCUGACCCCCCGUGGACGCUGUCAUUCAUUUGCCACUUCCCAUAGGGAGGGUCACACAAGCCACACCGCCGACUUGAAGCCACGGAAUAAAUCUGUAUUCAGAAAGUUUUUCCGUAAAAAAGAAUAAUGAACCAAAAAUGCCACAAUGCUGCUAAAACUCUAGCAUCGCAACUCACAGCACCUACGAUCUAUCGCAAAGUUGGUAUUGAGAUGAGAAGACUGAAGCAAGAACCUGCGGGAUCCAGCUGUGGUUACCAUAUGGCACUAACUGUGAUAUGAGACAAGUAAUGGGAGGAGUUUUUUGUAAGCCAGCAGCAGAAAUUCCUUUCAAUAAACUCUGCAGUGAAGAUACAACUCUGAACUUAGUCCUCCAAUAAGGAGAGAAACGGUCACCAAUGGACACCUAGCCUGCAUUGUUUAAAUGUAAGUCAGGGGAGCCAUAAUUUACACACACUGUGAAUAUGAGAGUGGUGGUCCUCAUAUUGACCUUUGGGAAUAUCCAUUAAUAUUAAUGGGAUUGGGACAUCACUCCAGAGAGAGACAUUGUGCUGAAACAGGUGGAAGACCUCUGAAUUUGUCUCAGUGUUCUUCUGGAACUUGAUGGAGGUGUUACUCUGAAACUGGCACAAGUGUUCCUCUGGCACUGCUGAAGUGUUCUUCUGGAAUUGGAUGGAAGUGUUCCUCUGGAGCUGGCAAACGUGUUCCUCUGGUACUGCUGAAGUGUUCUUCUGGGACUAGAUGGAAGUGUUCCUCUUGGACUGAAUAAAAUGUUCUUCUGGACUGGAUGAAAGUGUUCCUUUGGGGCUGUACAAAAGUGUUCCUGUGGGACUGAACAAAAGUGUUCCUCUGGGACUGGAUGAAAGUGGUCCUCUGGGACUGGACGAAAGUGUUCCUCUGGGUCUAGAUAGAAGUGUUCCUCUUGGACUGUGUUGAAGUGUUUCUCUGGUACUGGACGGAAGUGUCCCUCUUGGACUGGGUCAAAUGUUCUUCUGGGGCUGGAUAGAAGUGGUCUUCUGAGACUGGAUGGAAAAGUUCCUAUGGGAAUUGAAGUGUGUCCCUGGGAAUGGAUAGAAGUAUUCCUAUGUGAUUUGAUGGAAGUGUUACCCUGGGACUGGGUGAAAAUGCUCCUCUGGAAAGCAAGUCUUGGUUUCUCUUGGAUGAUGGGUGGAAGUGUUCUCCCGAACUAGUCUUUAUUUCUUCCAAGUUUAACUUAAUUAUGAUUAUUUAUGCUUGCUUUAAAAAGGAUUUCCUUUAUUUUUUCUAAUCUUGUAUCAAACACUUACAUUCCCUGUCCUGGUGGGACAUACAAGUCAGUGGUAGGAAACUGGUUACACAUAUUGGAGCUCAUGCUGAGUUGGAUGCAUGUUUUAAAAAAUAUGAGUGUGUUUCAAUAAAUAAAGUAACAAGACCUAGCAAUGUUUACUUUUUAUACAAAUCGUACAUAUGCGUACAGUGCAUCCGGAAAGUAUUCUGUACCUUUCCCCAGAUUUGUGUCUCGAGACAAUCCUGUCUCGGAGGUCUACAGACAAUUCCUUUGACUUCAUGCUUGAUUUGUGCUCAGACAUGCACUGUCAAGUGUGGGACCUUAUAUAGACAGGUGUGUACCUUUCCAAAUCAUGUCCAAUCAACUGAAUUUACCACAGGUGGACUCCAAUUAAACUGUAUGAUCAGUGGAAACAGGAUGCACCCGAGCUCAAUUUUGAGCUUCAUGGCAAAGGCUGUGAUACUUAUGUACAUGUCAUUUCUUAGUUUUUUAUUUUUGCAAAAAUAUAAAAAAAAAACUUUUUUCACAUUGUCAUUAUGGGGUAUUGUGUGUAGAAUUUUGCGGGGAAAAAAAUAUUUUAUUCAAGUUUGGAAUAAGGCUGUAACAUAACAAAAUGUGGAAAAAGUGAAGCGAUAUGAAUACUUUCCGGAUGCACUGUAUAAUCAAUAGAAUGGGCUUGAUAGAGAUUAUUUUUCCACGUAGUUCCCAUACUUGUCUAAGCAUUUGUUCCAACAGCACACCAAGCAUGUAUAUCGGCAUAGAAGAAAUCAGUGACAACGCCUGAAGCCAGGACAUGAUGUUUUGCUGAACAUUACCGUCAGUUGCUCAUUGCCUUCCACCUAGGUGCUUCAUCAAUGCUCCAAAGAGAUGGAUUUCACUCGGUGCCAGGUCAGGGCUGUAGGGAGGAUGGUCAAGUACCUCCUAAUGGGAGCGCCAGAACAACUCAUGUGUGUGGUGGCUGAGUGUGGCCUGGAGUUACCGUGCAGCAACACAGGUUGUACACCUCAACAAGUUAGCGAUGAAUUUCAGCUGCUGAUGUGCCACUUAGAUGCAACAAUCCGAUCACACUACGCACCUCAAUGACUAUGUUUCCGCCAGCCGCGCCAUAUUACGACUGAUGUUGGGACAGUAUGACUGAUAUGAGGUGUAAUCUAAUGGCCGUGAGGGGAAGCAGCGGUCUACCUGCUCUGGUAGCCUGGCGGGAAAUUAGAAUAAAAUAGAGAACAUUACACACAUGAGAUGUCUUGUUACUUUACUUACUGAACCACCCUUGUAUAUAAGCUCUAAAAGCUGCAUGUAAAAAUAAUGUAUUUACGCCCAUAUGCCAAGAUGGCGCCAUCUCAACAUCCAUCCAGCUCUGCGCCAGUAGCACAUGUGCCAGGUCACACUCACAUGUAGUUACCAGAUACGCCUACACUUAACCAGCUCAUAAGCACAAGGAACGUUUUAAAACAUUUGAUAGUAAUAAAAUACAUUCACAGUUAUGUUUGAUCUAAGUAAAAAAAAAAAAAAAAAACUUUUAUAACACCUCCAUAAUACAUUGGGUGUUGCAAACAUAAAUAACCUAUCGGCUUCGGAGGUGGAUAGCUAAGCAGCCAAUCAGAAGCAGCGAGCUAGUACUGGAGACUGUAAUCAUCAGUGUGCAUUGGCUUCAGUCCUCAUGCACCCACAAGGGAUACGGACAUGCAAUAAGUGUCUCUCUGGGGUCUGCCCCAUUAGCAGUUGCUACUGUACUUGAUCAAGGUGUGAACUCUGAACGUGCCCUCCUCUGCUGUGCCUCUAAUGUUUACAUUAAACCGGGUGUACGCCCAACUCGGCGUGAUCCCCAGUGACACAGAUUCUGUCACCCACCUUCUGUUACUGCACCCUUGCACAUCUGUCACUGCCCAAUGAUAUUUGCCCUCACCUUUUUCACUGACCCUCUGUACAUCAGUAAUUGCCUCAGUAUUUUUUUGGUGUACCUUUAUACUGUUUAUAUAAUAAAGAUA